Molecule: messenger RNA, 632 nt
Organism: Acromyrmex echinatior (Panamanian leafcutter ant)
Lineage: Eukaryota; Metazoa; Arthropoda; Insecta; Hymenoptera; Formicidae
Product: Odorant-binding protein 56a
Biological process (GO): sensory perception of smell
Molecular function (GO): odorant binding
Source: RefSeq, a predicted model, not a curated record
UAUCUUGCGAUCCAGUCAGUAACUCUUUGAUCACGGGCUUGUAUUCCAUCGUGUUGAAACGAAAAAUCAAAAUGAAAACAAUCGUUAUCUUGCUCGCCGUUUCUUUCGUCGCCGUCUUGGGUGACGAGGAAGGCCACGAAAAAUGGAAACAGAUUAAAGAAGAAUGUAUCAAUGAAUCUGGUGUCGAUCCGGCCGUAAUUGAAAAAGCAAAGAAAGGGGAACCAGAUGACAAUGACGAAAAAUUAGCCUGUUUCGAUACCUGUAUAUUAAUGAAAUUCGGAACUUUGAAAGAGAAUGGAGAAGUUGAUUGGGACAAAGUUCAGGAGCACAUGUUAAAACGUAAUAAAUCGCCAGAAGAAUUCAAUAGAGUACGUAGUGAAUGCGCUAACGUUGAUGGAGAGGGUUGCCAAAAGGGAAAGAAUUUGAUUAAAUGUUUCAAGCAAGUCGUCGGCGAGCUUUGAGCGAAUAAAACCAAAUUCUGCAAGAAAAUCGAAUUGGAACUAUUAAAGAGAUUUUAAUGUCAUCUAUCGUCUAUUAUAUUUUAGAUAACAUUAAAAUAUUAUCUUGCACAUGUGUUAAUACAAAACUAUAUUGAUAAAAAAUUAAAUACACGUUUCGUUUUAGCAAAACAA